GACGUCCUUACCAUCAUCGACUUAGAUCAUCGGCUUGUUGAUAAUUUGUAACCUAAUACUGCGCAUAGUAUUUAUGAAGCGUGUGGAUUGCAGGCGUCUUAACAGUUUUUUGAUUUAAGGCAUUAAUUAUAAUUGAAGAUCAUACAAUUUUAACUAUUAGUGUCUGUAAUUUAAAAAUACCAAAAUGAACAGAGGUUAUACGAUAAUUGAUCAAAAUAGUGUUACUUAUGAGUGGAAGAUAAAUAAUAUUGACGCUUACUUAAAUGUAACCAGUGUAAAUAUGAGCCGCACCUGUUGCUGCUUGAGUUCUCCAGAAUUCUCAAUAGGAAUUAAAGACAAAUUCACGGGGCAGCUUCAAAUAGCAUUUGAUUAUCGUCCAUCUUACAAUCACACUGUAUCUCUAUCAUUAUUAUUAUUAGAUUUUCCAAUUUAUACUCUUACAUCAUCUAUGAUAAAAUAUUCAGCUUAUAUUUUAGACAAAAAAAAAGAAAAACAAAUGAUGAAAAAUAAUCAUCAAAUCGUCACGUCAACUGAGUUGGAAAUUUUUUCUUUAUCAAAAAAAGCUCUGCAAGAAAAAGUCGAUGAGUAUCUACCCGAUAAUAUUUUAACAGUGGGUCUUGAUCUUACCAUUUAUCGUCCAUCUAAUUCUUCAACUGAUACUUUAUUAUGUAUUCCAUCGAAACUUCCAAUGACUGAAGACUACAAAAAAGUUUACAGCAGUAAAAUUGCAAGCGAUAUUAUUAUUAAUGUAUGCGGUAAAGAAUUUAGAGCUCACAAAAUUUGCCUGAUCGCACGAAGUCCUGUUCUUGCUGCAAUGUUUUCGCAUGAAAUGAUCGAGAAGAAAACAAAUAAAAUUGACAUAGUUGAUCUUAAACCAACUAUAUUUGAAAAAAUUCUAGAAUAUAUUUACACAGACGAAGUUACCAAUCUGGAUGCUCAUGCUGAAGAUCUACUAGAAGCUGCCGACAAGUACCAAAUCCAAUCAUUGAAGAAUAUAUGUCAAGAAUCGAUCUGUAAAACUCUAACCCAAGAAAAUGCUUUUAAAGUAUCAGCCUUAGCUGAUCUUCACAAAGCUGAUUAUUUAUUAAAAUUUACGACUAAUUUUAUAUCAAUGAAUAUUAAGAACGUUAUUAAAAGUCAAGAGUUUUUAGACUUCAAAAAAGAAAAUCCUGUUUUAGCGUUUGAUUGGUUGACAAGUUUUAUGUUGUCUCCUGGAGAAGACACUUAAUCUAAAAUUUAAGAAGCUAUGGUUGCAGAAGAAAGACCUAGACCUGCCUAGAUUGCUUGGGACCACCGAUUUAAUUAUACACCUAUCAAUAACUUUUUGCUAUGACAUUAAAGUUA
Cotesia glomerata is the source of this 1344-nucleotide messenger RNA. RefSeq names its product speckle-type POZ protein B-like. Gene Ontology annotation, cellular component: cytoplasm. NCBI's taxonomy places the organism in Eukaryota, Metazoa, Arthropoda, Insecta, Hymenoptera, Braconidae. Gene Ontology annotation, molecular function: ubiquitin protein ligase binding. Gene Ontology annotation, biological process: regulation of proteolysis; proteasome-mediated ubiquitin-dependent protein catabolic process. The record is from RefSeq and is a predicted model, not a curated record. The transcript has 2 exons. The coding region runs from base 185 to 1228 and encodes 347 amino acids.